UAUAGUGCGUGUGUGUGCGUGUGUUUACACAGCAAUAAAAUUAUCGAACUCGAAGAGACACGUCAACAUUAAUAUUCGAACUGCAAGGUAUCAGUUGUGAAUAUUCGACGUUACAAUUUUAUGUAAGGUGUAGAAAUCUCUAAACACUAUGACUAUUUUGUAUCGGAUGUAUGUUCGAAACGCACUCGGGGGAGAGAUUUGUUUUGCAACGACUUUUGAAACGACUAGCCGGCAGAUAUGAAAAUCGAGGUGUCCUGGAAACGACGAUUUUUACGAAAGAAACUCAAGCACAUGCUGAUAUGUGUCUUCGUCGUCGCUGUGAUAUUCGUGUUUUAUCAGCUGUUUUACUUCAAGGAGCUGAAUCGGGAAACUGUGGGCAAACUGAUCGCCGGGUCGUCACGAGAUAAUCAUCAGGUGAUUGUUGGCAAGCGAAGUUCCAAAUGGCAGCAGCCGCAGUAUUCCAAACUCAUACGUGAUAAAGAAGGUCUGACUGUGUCAUUGCGUGGUACGCAAAAUGAAGAUAUUGCCAAGUAUCUUCCUAAUAUUAACGGGAAAUUCGUAUGUUUUGCUUCAAAAAAGGAAAUUGAUUUUGUGAAAAUUAAUGAUGAUUAUUGCGACUGUCCGAUGGAUGGAAGCGAUGAACCAGGUACCAAUGCGUGCAAUAAUGGUGUCUUCAAUUGUGAGACUAGUUCUAGAAGAUCAGCAGCAAGAAUACCAUCGUAUAAGGUCAAUGAUGGAUAUUGUGAUUGUUGUGAUGGUUCUGAUGAAUGGGCUGAAGCAGCACUGUUAUACGAGCUUAAAGGAUCGGGAAAUGUAAAUUUUCAUGGAGUUAAGUGUCCAAAUAAAUGUUAAGUAAGAGGAAAGUGAAGAAUCUUCUAUAAAUCUUCUGUAGAAGAUGAAAAGAAAAUGAUAUUAUUUCUAGUAUAGAUCUUAUAUAUAUUAUAACAAAUAUAAAUGAUAAGUAG
Molecule: messenger RNA, 965 nt
Organism: Camponotus floridanus (Florida carpenter ant)
Lineage: Eukaryota; Metazoa; Arthropoda; Insecta; Hymenoptera; Formicidae
Exons: 3
Coding region: 238-852 (204 amino acids)
Biological process (GO): N-glycan processing
Cellular component (GO): glucosidase II complex
Molecular function (GO): protein binding
Source: RefSeq, a predicted model, not a curated record